This is a messenger RNA of Zygotorulaspora mrakii, 1905 nucleotides long. It is a transcript of the gene MNE1, whose product is annotated as Mne1p. Bases 1 to 1905 code for a protein of 634 amino acids. The record is from RefSeq and is a predicted model, not a curated record. The transcript has a single exon. Lineage: Eukaryota; Fungi; Ascomycota; Saccharomycetes; Saccharomycetales; Saccharomycetaceae. Gene Ontology annotation, cellular component: ribonucleoprotein complex. Gene Ontology annotation, biological process: Group I intron splicing.
AUGAGACAAGUCGUUUUAUCCUCUGCACUAGGAAAGAUAGCUGCCGAAGUACUUCUGCGAGAGACAUAUAUUAGCCGAAAACAUGAUGAUUAUAUGAAAUGGAACAAGCCUCUGGUGAAGGAGGCCAAAAAUCAAUCUUUAACCGAUGCAUGGCUCCAAGAAGCUAUUAGGGAUCCAAAAAGGAAGGAUACAUAUAAUUCAAAAGUGGUUCUUUCCCUCCCGAUAGUGCUAAGGACCUUACAAAGGCUGAGAUCAAAUGACAGUAUCUCAAUGUACUUUGCGCUUAUGAGCAGAAUAAAAUGUUCAGAUAUCAAAUGGUUUUCUACUAAUGGAUAUACAGUAACGGCUAGCAAUCACAUGCCUUUAGAAUUCUUUCACGAGCUUUCUACGAUGCUUAAUAGAAUGUUCGCGGCGAAACAGACUCCUUUGGACAUUGAUACCAUCACUAAAUUCACCUUUGAGUUUAUGUCGCGGUACGAUUUUUUGAUGAAAUCUAAAUCCAUUUCUAACUUAAGGCAAACGACAAAGUUCUACAAAAACUGUAUAUUUUUGACCACCAAAAGUGGCUCGAUCAGCCAUUUACUUGAGACAUUGAAACGAAUACCAGAGAAAAGGCAAGGUUUGAAAGUUCUAGCGGAAUUGACUUUUUACCAGCAGUCCUCACAAACGUUUAGGGCCUUUAAUUUCCUGGAGCAAAAGAUAAUGGGUCCCGACGCGAUUCACUUGGACGAAGAAGAAGUGGCAGACUUUUUUCCAGUAUUUUUCAGCUUGAUGCUGUCAAGUAUUUCGAAAGGAGGGGAAAAUAUCUGCUGCAGCCUCUUGAAAAAGCUAUCAGCUGACUGGAAAUACGAGAUGAGUACUCAUGAUUACACAAUACUGCGAGAGUUGAGUGAACGAACUGCUGCCAUUGAAGUGCUCAUUACACUUCAGCAAUGUUACCCAAGCUAUUCAAGCGUUUUGAUGCCCUGGAAGACCUUCGAGUCCCAAUUGGAUUGGAAACGAUUCAUCGACGGCUUGUAUGAUGUGAAAAUUGAUCUAUUCUCGCAAGAGCAAGAUUUGGAUUUUUUGCAGUUCAAGUUAUCGUCGAUUGGCCCGAAGAUUCAAGAUUGGGUCACAUUCUUAAAUAAAGAAAUCAUGCCAAUAGAUGCAAACGAGUCCCUGAAGGCGUUUUCGCUGCACUCGGUUCUCUUAUACUUGGGAGCUAAUAAAAAUCUAGGGUUUCUAGUAUCAAUUUUAGAGCAUAUGAUAUACGAAAUGAAUCUUGCAGAGGUGUUUUUGAAUACACACAAGCUGUUGGGCCAAGCAAAGUGCUCCAAUUUUCAUGUUCUAUUCAAAGCAAUGUCUAACAGUGGCUCCUCCGUCCUUUCAGCAAACUUUUUAUUCAACUUCUUACUUCAUGAAAGGCAACUGCCAUUCGAAUUCAAUGCUAACGAUUUUUACUAUAUGAUGAAGUCCUGUCUUUCUGGAGCUAACUAUCCGGCGAUAUAUCACUUCUUGUACCAUUGUAUUCGGAAACUGGGUGCAACGUUUUAUCGCACCGAGGGAAAAGAACUUAUCUGGUGUCUCCCGCCUCAAAUCGAGUCACUAAUAAGGGAUAAUUUAGCGCUUAUCAGAGGUGACAACAGAUCUCUAAAGAUAAUAAAAAAGUUGGAAAACUGGUUCACGCAGCAAUCAUCAGUGAAAGACUCAAAUAUUGAUACCGAUACCCUGAAAGAUAUUUUCGGGGACGCUUAUUUUCCGAAAUUAGAUAUAAAUGUAUUACAGUCGUGGAAAAAAGUGGAGGAGAGCUCCGUUUCAAAUACGCACCAGGGGUUUUCAGUGUACUCUACCUCAUCGGAUAUAGCUAUGAGUGAAAGGUUGCGCAAUUUAACGAGAUACAUGCUAGACCGAAAACAGCCCAUGUGA